AUGACUGACAGCAACGCAAACGCAGAGGCACUCGUGCCGAGAUUCAAAUUCGAGCAAUUGCUUAACCAAGACCAAGCCGGCCGCCGAUCCUCCCUCUACGGCGCCAUCGACAACCAGCCGGCGCUGCUAAUCCUCGAGCGCGCGCCGUUCCCGAGCUCGGCAGACUACAUCGGCUCGGUCUCGGCCAGCCUGCGGGCCAUCAAGAACCUCGGCGCCAACGACAUCUAUCACUGGUACCUCGCCAACAGCGGCGAGGUCAGCGGCGCCGAUGGCCACGAGUUCGCCGACUUGAAGAUUAACCUCAUCUGGCCGUGCACCGAAAAGCACAUCAAGAAGUAUAGCAAGCAGGGAGUGCGCUUCGUGACCGAGACGCCCGACAUCUACCGCGACCAUGUGCGGCCCUUCAUGCAGGCACAGCGCGAGGCCGGCCGGCUGACCUGGGUCUUCAACAUCAUCGAGGGCCGCAAGGAGGCCGAGGACGUCAUCUACCGCACGCCCUACGGCGAGGACCCGAAUGACGAGGGCUUCCUCCUGCUGCCCGACCUCAACUGGGACCGCAAGACGCUCGACGCGCUGCACCUGCUGGGGCUGGUCGAGCGGCGCGACAUUUGGAGCCUGCGCGACCUCCGCAAGAAACACAUACCCUGGCUGCGGCACAUGAAGACCAAGUUCCUCGACGCCGCGACCAAGGUGUACCCGAGCAUCGAGCCCGACCAACUCAAACUGUACGUCCACUACCAGCCGACCUAUUACCACUUCCACAUCCACAUCGUGCACGUCGCGCUCGAGGCCGGGGCCACGCAGGCGACGGGCAAGGCGGUCGGGCUCGAAAGUAUCAUGUCGCAGCUCGAGACCAUGCAGGGGGGCGACGAGGCGGGCAUGGAGAGCGUCACGUUGUGCUACACGCUGGGCGAGGCCAGCGACUUGUGGGCCGAGGUGUUUGAGCCCCUCAAGCGGAGUACAGCUUCUCGACCGCAGUGA
Messenger RNA from Parathielavia appendiculata, 981 nucleotides. RefSeq names its product scavenger mRNA decapping enzyme. Gene Ontology annotation, biological process: deadenylation-dependent decapping of nuclear-transcribed mRNA. Gene Ontology annotation, cellular component: nucleus; P-body. Bases 1 to 981 code for a protein of 326 amino acids. The record is from RefSeq and is a predicted model, not a curated record. Gene Ontology annotation, molecular function: RNA 7-methylguanosine cap binding; hydrolase activity. The transcript is spliced from 2 exons. NCBI's taxonomy places the organism in Eukaryota, Fungi, Ascomycota, Sordariomycetes, Sordariales, Chaetomiaceae.